Messenger RNA from Tripterygium wilfordii, 1525 nucleotides. RefSeq lists its product as uncharacterized. NCBI's taxonomy places the organism in Eukaryota, Viridiplantae, Streptophyta, Magnoliopsida, Celastrales, Celastraceae. The record is from RefSeq and is a predicted model, not a curated record. The transcript has a single exon. Bases 328 to 1047 code for a protein of 239 amino acids.
AAAGAACCGCAGGGCCCAUAAUAGCUUCUAGAUCAGGCCCAAUAAAAAGAAUUCUUAGAGGGCCCCAAUCUUUGGACAUAUAAGAGCCCAUUAAGAAAGGGCCAUUCAGUCUCACGGAUCAUUCGUGGGCCAUUCACGGUUCUCUCGGGACCGCCAUUAAAGUCUGCUAAACACCUCACCGCUCCCAUUCACUCCAUUCACGUUUUAUCAUGUCCAUCCCCAGCCCCUGCUUCUUCUCCUCUCUAAAUCCCCUCAUCUGUUCAACCUCCAUGAAUUCAUCAUCCCUUCAAAGAUCUCUCCUUCUUCCUCCUCCUAAAGAACUUCAAAAUGAGAAAAGGCAUACGAAAUUUCUGCAAUGGCGAUUGCUCCACUUCCAUACUCAACCAGCAAAACAAUGACCCGCCAGAGAACAAUCCAACAUUGGAGGAGAUGAUAUUGCAGUUGGAAUUGGAAGAAGAGGUUGCAAGAAAAGAAAAGCUGAAUGAAAAUCGCGGUGGUGUUGCUAUGCGAGGACGAAUGUCUUGCGUUAACAACUCUGACAUUCUUCGAUCCGCGAGGAACGCCUUGAAUCAGUACCCUCGGUUUUCGCUCGACGGAAAGGACGCCAUGUAUCGAUCUUCGUUCAGAAACAACUUCGGUGGAGCCGUUGAAAAGCCUGGGAGGAAGUCGGUUUGUUGCGAUUACGGAAUCAGAGAGAGACUGAACGUGUUCGAUUCGAAACCGGGGAGGAAAUCGUGCAGUUUGGGAGGGGAGAGCGUGAUGUGGUGCAAGCCUGGAGUGAUAGCGAAAUUGAUGGGUUUGGAGGCGAUGCCAGUGCCGAUUAGUAGCAGGAAUGGUAAAGAGACGUUGAGUUGUAUCGUGAAGAGGCAGAAUUUGAGGAGGAGAGCCGAAAGACAUGAAAUGGAGAGAAAGCUUGUCAUGAACGGUGGUGAGAGAAUAACUAGAAGUAGGAAGGGCGGGUAUUGUGUGAUGAAGCCGGUGGCGGUGGAGGCGGAGGCGGAGGCGGCUAGUGUUGGUGGGGCUUGGCCGACUAGGCGUUUCCUUUAGAUGCUCGCAGCCGAUUCGACGCUUUCUGUUUCUACAUUCUAGUAUGAUUUGUGCUUCGAAUUGCUGUAAUGUUAGUGAUGGGCCUGAUGGCUGUCAAAUCUGUCUCUCGUGGGCUAAACCUUUGAGCUUUGAUACUACAAUUUAAGCCCAAUAUGUUUAGUCUUGGGCCAAUGAGACUUACGACCUUUGGGCUUUGAUACCACUAUUUAAGCCCAAUUAGGUUCAAUCUUGUGCCGAUAAGACUUAAAAUCUCCUCAUCACUGCACUUUGUGUCUUUUUUGAGAGGCCCAAUAGGACAGCAGUACUCGUUAGGCCCACAAGAGUUUAAGAUCUCCUCUUCACUGCACGUCAUGUCUUUCUGAUUUAAGACAAAUGUUUGACAAUGUUCUUCCACAUUUACUAGUUAAAUUUCGAAAGAAGCAAUUGCAUGUUGGUUGAUCUGGCAACUGGAUGUGUUAAAGAACAAAUAUAUCAUAUC